Molecule: messenger RNA, 1108 nt
Organism: Cyprinus carpio (common carp)
Lineage: Eukaryota; Metazoa; Chordata; Actinopteri; Cypriniformes; Cyprinidae
Product: transcription elongation factor SPT5
Exons: 12
Coding region: 185-1093 (302 amino acids)
Biological process (GO): regulation of transcription by RNA polymerase II; transcription elongation-coupled chromatin remodeling; transcription elongation by RNA polymerase II
Cellular component (GO): DSIF complex
Molecular function (GO): mRNA binding
Source: RefSeq, a predicted model, not a curated record
UGAAACAGCGCGGGUGUCCUCCAAAGCACUAGAUGGCGCUCCGCAGCUCUCGCUCUACUUGUUGCUUACGGAAGUUUAAGGAAAGAAAACAACAUAGGCCUCCGCAGCCUGAUUGAAACAAAACCAGACAGCUGUUUAAAGUAGUGUUGUCGUCUGGAUAACACGGAUAGAAGGAAACAGAGAGAUGUCUGACAGCGAGGACAGUGAUUUCUCUGAUAAUCAGAGCGAGAGGAGCAGCGAGGCUGAGGAGGUGGAGGAGAAUGAGGAUGAGGAGGAACAGGGGAGUGUAGCUGGCAGUGACAAGGCUGAGGAGGAGGGAGAAGAUUUGGAGGAUGAGGAGGAAUAUGAUGAAGAGGAGGAAGAGGAUGAUGACCGGCCCAGGAAAAAACCUCGGCAUGGUGGCUUCAUCCUGGAUGAAGCCGAUGUUGAUGAUGAAUAUGAAGAUGAAGAUCCAUGGGAGGAUGGUGCUGAAGACAUCUUAGAAAAAGUUAACGAAGAGGCCGAAGUGUCAAACAUUGACCAUGUAGUUUUGGAUGAGGAUCACUCCGGUUCAAGGAGGUUGCAGAAUCUUUGGAGGGAUUCACGCGAGGAAGCUCUGGGGGAGUAUUACAUGAGAAAAUAUGCCAAGUCCUCAGGGGGAGAGCAUAUCUACGGCGGCACUGAAGAUCUUUCUGAUGACAUCACCCAGCAGCAGUUGCUUCCUGGGGUCAAGGAUCCUAAUUUGUGGACCGUUAAGUGCAAGAUUGGAGAAGAGAGAGCAACUGCUAUUGCCUUAAUGCGAAAAUUCAUUGCUUAUCAGUGCACCGACACACCGCUCCAAAUCAAAUCAGUGGUGGCUCCUGAGCACGUCAAAGGUUAUAUCUAUGUGGAGGCGUACAAGCAGACCCACGUCAAGGCCGCUAUUGAGGGCGUCGGAAACCUGCGUAUGGGCUUCUGGAACCAGCAGAUGGUGCCCAUUAAAGAGAUGACAGAUGUGCUGAAAGUGGUUAAGGAAGUGACUAACCUUAAACCAAAAUCUUGGGUUCGUCUUAAGAGAGGCCUUUAUAAAGAUGACAUUGCCCAGGUGGGUACACCAGAACACUUGGCUGUAUAGUCAUAAAGGAAACGU